AUGAGCAUCAGGACCAUCUCCCUGGCCAUCCGAGUGGUCAAGAACACACUCUCCGACACCCAGUCCAAGGUGAGGAUGGCCAUGCUCUGCAUCAUCGGGCAGCUGGCCCUGUCAGGAUUCCAGGGCAGGAUCAAAGGCUGGGGCCUGAAGUACGUGUCUGUGCAGCUGACCUUGUCCACGUACAAACUGACCGACCGCAGGGACAACUUUUAUCAGAGGGGCCUAGAGGAGAAGAUGGUCCACAAGGUCCCCAUGGACACCGUGAGGAUCAUAACCUCUUCUGUCAGUGGGAUGAGCAAUGAAUUUUGGGAGAGGCUCCCGUGCUGCAUCAUGGAGACGGACUACACGGAGGCCUUGACCCCCAUCUGCACCAGCCUCACCAACCUGGCCGAGCGCCAGCUGCACGCCAAGGAUGAGGAGGCCAACUCAAGCAAGAGCAGGCACGGCUGCUGUCAUGGUCCUGGGGCUUUGAGGAUGGAUGUGGCUGGUGACAGGAGGUGA
This is a messenger RNA of Rangifer tarandus platyrhynchus (Svalbard reindeer), 501 nucleotides long. The record is from the annotation of a GenBank genome assembly. Lineage: Eukaryota; Metazoa; Chordata; Mammalia; Artiodactyla; Cervidae.